This is a messenger RNA of Cornus florida, 1276 nucleotides long. RefSeq names its product peroxidase 40. The record is from RefSeq and is a predicted model, not a curated record. Gene Ontology annotation, biological process: response to oxidative stress; hydrogen peroxide catabolic process. NCBI's taxonomy places the organism in Eukaryota, Viridiplantae, Streptophyta, Magnoliopsida, Cornales, Cornaceae. Gene Ontology annotation, molecular function: peroxidase activity; heme binding. The transcript is spliced from 4 exons. Bases 147 to 1169 code for a protein of 340 amino acids.
ACUAUGCCCUCCUUUACUUACCAACUCUUUUUGUACAUAUUUCAUCAUCUACUCACUCACUCACUCUCUCUCUCAACUCCUCCAAGCUUCAUCUAUAUAAAGUUCCCAACUAUCCAAAGCUAAUUAACAGUGUUAAGCAUACAAAAAUGGCCUUUUACUUGGCUUUUUUCUGUUUACUCAUGCUCAAGUUCUCAAUCACCAUGGCAAACUUGCCUAACAUCUCCAAUGAAGCAUGCGCCGACGGUGCUGCUACUGUUGUAUUGCAAUUUGGUGUGUAUCAAGAUAGCUGCCCAGAGGCUGAGCCCAUCAUCUUCUCUUGGGUGGAAAGGGCAGUGUCCCAAGACCCUAGAAUGGCCGCUUCUCUGCUUCGACUUCAUUUCCACGAUUGCUUUGUUAAUGGAUGUGAUGCAUCAGUGUUGUUAGAUGACAUGGGAAAUUUGGUUGGGGAGAAAACUGCAGCACCAAACUCGAAUUCACUGAGAGGGUUUGAAGUGAUCGAUACGAUCAAGUCUGAUCUCGAGUCAGUUUGUCCUGAAACUGUCUCUUGUGCUGAUAUUCUUGCAAUUGCAGCAAGAGACUCUGUUGUUCUGUCAGGUGGCCCGGGCUGGGAAGUGGAAAUGGGAAGGAGGGACAGCUUGACAGCAAGCAAAACAGCAGCCAACAACAACAUUCCAGGCCCCAAUUCGGACGUCCCAACACUCGUCACCAAGUUCAGAAAUGUUGGUCUCACGCUUGCUGAUGUCGUUACCCUCUCAGGUGCACACACAAUGGGCAAAGCUCGAUGCUCCACAUUUACCUCUCGCCUAAAGGGUAAUAGCAAUAGCGACUCAAAUGGCCCAGACAUUGAUGUGGCCUUUCUUACCUCUCUCCAGCAACUAUGCUCAGAAGCAGAUAGCAACACAACGCUGGCACAUCUUGACCUGGUGACCCCGUCAACAUUUGAUAACCAGUACUAUGUUAACCUAAUUUCUGGGGAGGGAUUGCUUCCAUCUGAUCAGGCUCUUGUGAAUGGAGACAGCCAGACACGUGAAAUUGUCGAAUCUUACGUAAAUGACCUCGCACUCUUUUUUGAGGAAUUUAAGAGGUCAAUGCUCAAAAUGGGAAGCUUGGGACCCAGAACUGGACAAAACGGUGAAAUACGUAGGAACUGUAGGUUUGUGAACGCCUAGUUACUGGUGUGCUAUGAGUUAGAACAUUGCAGUGGUUGGUGUUAUGAAACUCUAAACUAGUGAUGAAAUAAUGUUUUCACCUUGUUAGCUAUUCAGUGAAAUGAUUG